AUGUCUACCACCGUGUACACCAGCGAGUCUCAUCUCUGUCACUUGCGGGGGUUGAUUAAACCUGGCGCUUACGAGGUAACUGUUGAUCACUUUUGGCUAAACAUGUUAAUCCAUUAUUUCGGUCCACGCUACAUCUUCGAGCGAGAGGCAUACUCCCGUGCCGGAGUUCACCUGAGGAGGAUGAAUGUUACGAUGAAGAACUUCCGUGCGAAUGGCUUCCGUCGAGUUUUCGUUGUGGAGGCAAAACGACUUCCAAAAAGCAAACGCUACCGAUGGGACAAAGUUUUUAGGCAGCUUGCAAAGUACAUGCGUGAGGUCCAACGGGAUACUGGCGGCCUACAGACCAUUUACGGAAUUGCCGCCGUCGGGGACAGGGUACGCUUCUAUGAAAUGGACUGUAGGGGUAACCGUGCAGGCAUAGCAGCAGCGUACCCAAGAUCUACCACAAACCCCAGGACUCUUGGCAUCAAUACAGAUGCAGGGGUUAUUCAUGAUUAUCUGCUUGCAAUCCGUCACGAGAUUUCGAACGGCCUAAAUACACAUUAA
Talaromyces rugulosus is the source of this 546-nucleotide messenger RNA. RefSeq lists its product as uncharacterized. The record is from RefSeq and is a predicted model, not a curated record. The coding region runs from base 1 to 546 and encodes 181 amino acids. NCBI's taxonomy places the organism in Eukaryota, Fungi, Ascomycota, Eurotiomycetes, Eurotiales, Trichocomaceae. The transcript has a single exon.